CCGAGAUCGGCACACACCAACCAUGCACCACGCACCCACAAUUCGCCUCAAGCCGCCCCCUUGGACGAUUCGGGAAACACAGCGCCGCCGCACCGCCUGCCAAGCCGCCGCACUGGUGAAUACGGGCACCGUCGACAUCUUUUGACAAACAAAAACAAUACGCGUGCAUAAUGAAAAGCACUCUCCCUACCCCGCCAACCCGUCCCGCGAUGAGGUCCGCGCGCCAAGUCCCCGUCUUUUAUCGAGUCAUGCUGCGCUGGGUCGACCCGGCCCUGGCGGCCGCGGGCGUCCUGCUAGCGGUUGGCGACCCGCCGAGGUACCUGCACACCAUGACGCCGCACGUCGCCUACCACGGCGGCCUCCAGGUCCUGCUCGACCAGCUCGCCGGCACCUACGCCAUGCUGGCCUUCAACGGCGCCGUCGUGCUGCGCGUCGCCGGCGACGACCUCCGGGUCUGGGACGCCCUAGAGCUGGGGAUCCUGAUGUGCGACCUGCUCCACGUCGGGGCCACCGCCAGGGCGCUCGGGCUCGGCGUCUUCCUGAGCCCGGCCGCCUGGAGGUUCGAGGACUGGGUCAACGUCUUGUCGCUCGCGGGGCUGGCCCUCACGAGGGCGUCGUUCCUGCUGCGCCUGGGCUUUCCCCCGGAGGCCAAGGCCAAGAGGCUUUGAGUGGCUUGUGCGGGAAACUGCUGGAUAGAUCGCCAAUAUGCCCGCAUUUUUGCAGGAGUGAUAGAAUUGACCCACGCAUCAUUGCCACAUCUAUUGUUACCAGCUGGGGAAGAUGCGGGGCUCGCGCUGGCCUGGCUUGGUUAUGAUAGCAUGUGCCGCUAUGAGUAUGCAUUUGUUAUAUACACAUCAUGGAUGGUAUCACAGCUCAAAAUCGCACUUGUUGUGCCUUAUUCUUGUAUUUAUUCUUUUUGGACCGCGGUCAAGUAUGGAGUGCCAUGCCUCAAACCCGAGCUCUCGCCUAUAUUCAUUCGGCCAUCAAUUGCCUAUCGUCAGGGCCCCGCCCCAAC
Messenger RNA from Gaeumannomyces tritici R3-111a-1, 1015 nucleotides. RefSeq lists its product as hypothetical. The coding region runs from base 171 to 668 and encodes 165 amino acids. The record is from RefSeq and is a predicted model, not a curated record. Lineage: Eukaryota; Fungi; Ascomycota; Sordariomycetes; Magnaporthales; Magnaporthaceae. The transcript has a single exon.